Molecule: messenger RNA, 2618 nt
Organism: Beta vulgaris subsp. vulgaris (sugar beet)
Lineage: Eukaryota; Viridiplantae; Streptophyta; Magnoliopsida; Caryophyllales; Amaranthaceae
Exons: 2
Coding region: 181-2070 (629 amino acids)
Source: RefSeq, a predicted model, not a curated record
UAUUCCAAGAUAUUAUCAUUAAGCACAAAAAAAAUGGAGUAAUUAGGUAGGAAAGUUGGAUGCCACCCACUCAUGUUUCAAUUCCAUCUACAAAAAAUUCAAUCAUCUUUUGCUAUGUCAUCCUACCAUUUCCUUUUUACUCCCUAAUUCACACCAAAACCAGCAAUUUAGCUGUCAACAAUGGCGGCUUCUUCCUCCAUGAAUCCUCUAAUUUCUUCCCUUGUCGAAAAUGGUAGAACUCUUGCCAGCCUACUUCGUGAGGCCAAAAGCCAACACAAAAAAGAGAUUUCUACUACUUCUAGGCAAGAGAACCUUCAAAACAUUUAUGUAAAAGCUGGAAAUGUAGUUCAACAAAUACUGCAAAAACUCGAAUGUUCUCAACUUCCAUCCUUUUUUCCUGAAAAAAUCAUUCUUAAAGUAUUUGAAAAAAUCCAAACUACCCUACAAAAAUUGAUCAAACUUGACAUAAAUAAUGCCCCCAAAUAUGAAGAUCUAGCUAAGAUCAUCAAUGACUCUAAAUCCAAGAAGCAGUUCUCUGCUGUCGGAUCUGCUUCGAUACUCGAGCGUAGUAAGUCACCAGGCGAUGAUUCUGCUCAAUAUGAAGCUUCUACUAAGGAUGAUGAACCACAGGUUGAGCAGUUUCAAAGGCUUACUGAUGAAGAGAAGAACUGUCUUAUAUCCCUCUGUUUGUUCUCCGCGCGAAAGGUGAUAAAAAAGAGAGAAGCGUUUCAUUUAUGGAUUGGCCUCGAAUUAAUUUCUGAUCCAUUAAAGGGUCCUGAAAUGUUGGCCAAUCUUGUGGCUGAGGGAUUCAUCGAGCGCACUAUUGUCAAUAAAAAGUUGUGCAAUAGAUACAAGAUGAACGAAAUUGCGCGCUCUAUGAUUAUUCACGAAAUGAAGCUCGUCACAGUUGAGCCACACGGCUUUUUUUCUAUAAUGGAUCAACCACAAUCUUCGCAACAACAACAACAACCACCACAACAACCAGCGCGACAAGGUUCACUUGCUAAACUUGGGCGUACCUUGUCUAUUCUAACCCAACCAGAAGAUAAAAAAGUUUUAUCAACUAUGGUGCUCAACAUAAGUGAGAACACACUUGGUGCUACAACAUUCGAACGACUAUCUAAAAGAAAGAAGGAUGUUAAGGUGUUACACCUUGGUAGUUGGGAUCAUAAUCCGAAAAGGUACAUAAUGGUUGAAGACAUCGAUGCCCUUAGAGCUUUGACGAAGAACAUGUGUCAAGUAACUUUCUUAAGCUUCGAAGGGAUAUCAGGAAUUGUUGAAUUACCGGAUUCAGUUUACAAGCUCGAUCAUCUGAAGGUGCUGGAUUUAAAAGCAUGUCCUAACUUGGAGUCUCUUUCGAAGGGGAUCCAUUCGUUGAAACAACUCACGCACUUAGACUUGUCCGAAUGUUAUCUUCUCGAUUACAUCCCCAAAGGAAUUGAACUCCUUACUGAGCUUAGACUGCUCAAAGGAUUUGUAAUUAAUCCUGAAGAUCCACAAGUAGGAAAUGGUAUUGAGAAUGGGAAAAAUGCAUCUACAUGUGCGUUGUUUAGUGAUUUAUCGAAGCUUAAGAAGCUGAUAAAAUUAACUAUACGCACUAGAAGAAUGAACUUCCCAACAAGUGAAGAUUUCGAUACACUGUAUGCAAUGGAGACGCUCGAAAAUCUAAGAAUCGCAUGGGUAUGGAGUUCUGUUGAUAGUCCGAGUGCAAGCGCAUCAGGAAGAUUUCCGAAGAGCCUGAAGAAAUUGGAGUUUCAGGCUGCUCCCGAGAACACAAUGUCACGACUAUUAAGGUUAGUUAGUGAAGAUUCACAAAAUUCUUUGGAGAAACUCUACAUUCGAGGAGGUCGACUUUGGGAUUUGGGUAUGGAGAUGCAUGUUUUUCGUUGUGUACACACUGUUCGUCUGCGAUACUUGCCUGAUCUACGCAUGGAUUGGGAUGAAUUCAGGAAGUUUUUUCCUGAACUAACUCGACUCGAGGUAUCGGGAUGUCCUAAUCUCAUCUUCUUCCCGUGCGAUGAAAAUGGUGUUUGGGAAGAGGCAAAGAAUUCUAAUGGUGAGAUUUCAUAGGUUACCUAUGAGGAACAACACAGGAGGAUCAAAAUGUGAGGGAGCUAAAGCAGCCAGUUGGAGAGAUAUUCGGAGGGAUCACAUCCUUAAUUUCUCUAUUGGUCAUUCGUUGGAGGAGAAAAACUUGUCGUUUCACAUGCUUAGACGAUGCUAUUGUUGUGCGGUAAAAAUCUACCUGUACCUGACGAGAUUCAGGGACAUGACCACAACUGAGGCCAUGUUCUGAUUUAGUCUGCAUGACCGACAAGUACGUGGCUGAAUCCAGCGUUAAACCAAGUCAUAACCCGUUGAAGCAGCUGAGAUAAUCAAGGGGAACUCGCCACAAGUCUAGGAGAUAGUUAGUUGGAAUAUUUGUCAUUUGUAACGACUUAGCAACAAUAACAUUAGUUAGGUCUCUUAUUAUAAAUAGAGCUUAUGUAGUCAAAUAUAAGGCAUCAGUUACAAUCUACUCUUACUUUACUUAUUCCUCAGUAUUCUUGUAUUUUCCCAUCAGUUUUACUCGCAAUAAUACGAUCUCCAGUUCUCCAUUUAUUUCUUAAGCACUUAGA